AUGUCAACAUACGAAGAACAUAACAUUACUCCGACACCUCAACGAGAACGCGGCAGACAACAUGAGACCUUAUCCUCGUUAAUUGAUUCAUUUUUGCAUCGUAGUAAUCGUGAUUCAGGUCCAUUUUCAUUAUCUGAAUCAAAUGAAGAAGCCAUAGCAUUAGCAUUACGUCAAUUGAGUGAAUCAGAAGGUUCAACACUUGCACAGUCUCUCAUGGAACUGCUUGGUGAACAAACAACAUCGAAGGGGGUCACUGAUGAAUAUUUGGAUACUUUGGAACGUAUUCCAGUAAAACAAAUUACUGAUAAAGAUGCAUCUUGUCCUAUUUGCACUAAUCGAUUCAAAGACGAUAAGCAUCCAUUAAUUGUCAGAUUACCUUGUGGUCAUGGAGUAAAUCAUAUUUUUGAUUUGGAAUGUGUUGGACCAUGGUUGCAAAUGAAUUCCACUUGUCCAAUGUGUCGAACCAAUAUUUUAGAGGUUGAAGCAAAUAGAAGGAAAAGAAUAGAUGAAGAAAUAAAAAAGGCCCAAGAAGAUGAUUCCGAGGAAGAAGAAGAAGGUUGGGAUAUAUAUGGAUAA
Candida dubliniensis CD36 is the source of this 576-nucleotide messenger RNA. RefSeq lists its product as uncharacterized. NCBI's taxonomy places the organism in Eukaryota, Fungi, Ascomycota, Pichiomycetes, Serinales, Debaryomycetaceae. The coding region runs from base 1 to 576 and encodes 191 amino acids. The record is from RefSeq and is a predicted model, not a curated record. The transcript has 2 exons.